This is a messenger RNA of Trichosurus vulpecula (common brushtail), 1302 nucleotides long. Its product is annotated as septin-10-like. NCBI's taxonomy places the organism in Eukaryota, Metazoa, Chordata, Mammalia, Diprotodontia, Phalangeridae. Gene Ontology annotation, biological process: cytoskeleton-dependent cytokinesis. Bases 1 to 1302 code for a protein of 433 amino acids. The transcript has a single exon. The record is from RefSeq and is a predicted model, not a curated record. Gene Ontology annotation, cellular component: septin complex; cell division site; septin ring. Gene Ontology annotation, molecular function: GTPase activity; molecular adaptor activity; GTP binding.
AUGGCUUCCUCCGAUGUGGCGCGGCAUAUGGUCUAUCAGUCAGUUUUGGGAAUCAAAGCAACUUGUGUCUCCUCCCAACCAUGCAAAGAAGAAAAGAUAACAGACGAAAACCCUCGUUGUUUAACUAUGACUGGUCAUGUGGGUUUUGAAAGUUUGCCUGAUCAGUUGGUCAACAGGUCCCUUCAGCAAGGGUUCUGUUUCAACAUUCUCUGUGUGGGAGAAACUGGAAUUGGAAAGUCAACCCUGAUAGACACGUUGUUUAACACUAAUUUUGAUAGCUCCGUAUCCUCACACUUUCACCCGAAUGUAAGACUUAAAGUCCAGACAUAUGAACUACAGGAAAGCAAUGUCCGGUUGAAAUUGACUAUCGUAAAUACAGUGGGAUUUGGAGACCAGAUAAAUAAAGAAGAUAACUAUCGACCAAUUGUGGAUUACAUAGAUGCUCAAUUUGAGGCCUAUCUCCAAGAAGAAAUGAAGAUUAAACGUUCACUCUUUAACUACCGAGAUUCUCGAAUCCAUGUCUGCCUUUACUUUAUUUCACCUACAGGACAUUCCCUUAAGUCUCUUGACUUGUUAACCAUGAAGAAAUUGGAUAGUCGGGUAAACAUCAUCCCUGUGAUUGCCAAAGCGGAUACAAUUACUAAAGCUGAACUGCAUAAGUUUAAGUUUAGACUCAUGAAUGAAUUGGUCACCAAUGGAAUCCAAAUAUACCAGUUCCCGACAGAUGAUGAAACUGUUGCUCAGCUUAAUGCUUCGAUGAACGGACAUUUACCAUUUGCUGUUGUGGGUAGUACAGAGGAGGUCAAACUGGGAAAUAAGAUGGUGAAAGCUCGUCAGUACCCUUGGGGCAUUGUGCAAGUGGAAAAUGAAAAUCACUGUGACUUUGUAAAGCUCCGGGAAAUGCUCAUUUGCACAAAUAUGGAAGACCUGAGAGAACAAACCCAUCUUCAACACUACGAAAAUUAUAGACGUUGCAAACUGGAGGAAACCGGUUUUAAAGAUGUAAACCCAGAGAGAAAACCUGUAAAUGUUCAAGAAGCAUAUGAAUUCAAAAGGUAUGAAUCUUUUGGCGAACUUCAAAGGAAAGAAGAGGAGAUGAAACAGUUGUUUGUGAAGCGAGUGAAAGAGAAAGAAGCUAUUUUGAAAGAGGCUGAGAGAGAGCUCCAGGCGAGAUAUGAACGUCUUAAAAGAAUUAAUCAAGAAGAAAGAAUGAAACUUGAAGAAAAGAGAAGAAUUUUAGAAGAGGAAAUAAGUGCUCUUGGUAAAAGGAAAGCUGCAUCUGAACUAAAAGCCAGUCUUUAA